CGCCACGCCGCCGCGAUGACCACGCUGGCCGGGGCCGUGCCCAGGAUGAUGCGGCCCGGAGCCGGGCAGAGCUACCCGCGCGGCGGCUUCCCGUUGGAAGUCUCUACACCUCUCGGCCAGGGCAGAGUCAAUCAGCUCGGAGGAGUGUUCAUCAACGGACGGCCGCUGCCCAACCAUAUCCGCCACAAGAUCGUGGAGAUGGCGCACCACGGCAUCCGGCCCUGUGUCAUCUCCCGGCAGCUGCGCGUGUCCCACGGCUGCGUCUCCAAGAUCCUCUGCCGCUACCAGGAGACGGGCUCCAUCCGCCCGGGGGCCAUCGGCGGCAGCAAACCCAAGGUGACGACGCCGGACGUGGAGAAAAAAAUCGAGGAGUACAAACGGGAGAACGCGGGGAUGUUCAGCUGGGAGAUCCGCGACAGGCUGCUCAAGGACGGCGUCUGCGACCGCAACACCGUGCCCUCAGUGAGCUCCAUCAGCCGCAUUCUGCGGAGCAAGUUUGGGAAAGGCGAGGAGGAGGAGGCCGAGCUGGAGAGGAAGGAGGCGGAGGAAGGAGACAAGAAGGCGAAGCACAGCAUCGACGGCAUCCUCAGCGAGAGAGCAUCAGCACCCCAGUCCGAUGAAGGCUCUGAUAUCGAUUCUGAACCAGACUUACCUUUAAAAAGAAAGCAGCGUCGCAGCAGGACAACCUUCACAGCAGAGCAACUGGAAGAGCUGGAGCGAGCUUUUGAGAGGACACACUACCCUGACAUUUAUACUCGGGAAGAACUCGCACAAAGAGCCAAACUCACAGAAGCUCGAGUUCAGGUCUGGUUCAGCAACCGCCGUGCUAGAUGGAGGAAGCAGGCAGGAGCCAACCAACUGAUGGCUUUUAACCACCUGAUCCCAGGAGGGUUUCCACCCAGCGCCAUGCCGACUCUGCCGACAUACCAGCUCUCUGAGCCGUCCUAUCAGCCCACCUCCAUACCGCAAGCCGUGUCUGAUCCAAGCAGUACAGUCCAUAGACCUCAGCCUCUCCCUCCAAGCACUGUACACCAAAGCAGCCUCCCUUCAAACCCAGAGAGCAGCUCUGCCUAUUGCCUACCCAGCACCAGGCAUGGAUUUUCCAGCUAUACAGACAGCUUUGUGCCUCCGUCCGGGCCCUCAAAUCCCAUGAACCCUGCCAUUGGCAAUGGCCUUUCACCUCAGGUAAUGGGACUCUUGACUAAUCAUGGUGGUGUGCCUCACCAGCCCCAAACUGAUUAUGCCCUGUCCCCUCUGACUGGAGGUCUGGAGCCCACCACCACUGUCUCAGCCAGCUGCAGUCAGCGGCUAGAUCACAUGAAGAGUUUAGACAGCCUGCCUACAUCCCAGUCCUACUGCCCACCAACCUACAGCACCACCGGCUACAGCAUGGACCCUGUCACGGGCUACCAGUAUGGGCAAUAUGGACAAAGUGCCUUUCAUUAUCUGAAGCCAGAUAUUGCAUAAAUGAACUGUCC
Messenger RNA from Centrocercus urophasianus (Greater sage-grouse), 1478 nucleotides. RefSeq names its product paired box 3 (gene PAX3). Gene Ontology annotation, molecular function: RNA polymerase II cis-regulatory region sequence-specific DNA binding; DNA-binding transcription factor activity, RNA polymerase II-specific. The coding region runs from base 16 to 1467 and encodes 483 amino acids. Lineage: Eukaryota; Metazoa; Chordata; Aves; Galliformes; Phasianidae. The record is from RefSeq and is a predicted model, not a curated record. Gene Ontology annotation, biological process: anatomical structure development; regulation of transcription by RNA polymerase II. The transcript has 9 exons.